Leptinotarsa decemlineata (Colorado potato beetle) is the source of this 2338-nucleotide messenger RNA. RefSeq lists its product as uncharacterized. Lineage: Eukaryota; Metazoa; Arthropoda; Insecta; Coleoptera; Chrysomelidae. The record is from RefSeq and is a predicted model, not a curated record.
ACAUUCUAGUAGAUGCCGUUUUGUUAAAAGUUGUAUUAAGAAUUUUCGCCAGAAAUUAUUCAAAAAUGGAAAACAAUUUGGUAAAAUCUCUUAAUAAAAUUAAAUCUACCAUAAACGAAAAUGAUCAAGUCGUAUGGGCAUGCCAAGCAUCUACUAAAACCUACGAGGAAGCAUCGAACAAACUCACUUUUCGAUGUGACCAAUUAACAAAGGAGAUUGCGAGGAUGGUUGAUGAAAUCAAAGAGUUUCAACCACAAGUUGAGAUUCUGGAAAAAUGUGUUGAUGUUCAGAAUGAAACUCUUAAGAUAAGUCAGCAGUCUCUUCUGACCCAUCGUUUGUACAAAAAAUGCGUCGAAGAGAAACUAACCGAAUUCGAAAAAGAAGCAGACACCCUGGUACAAGAUUACUCUAAGAAAUAUCAACUUCGUAAGGAAGAACUGGAGCGUACUAAUCCAAUGUACAAAACUCUGGAAGAGAAAAGAACAGAGCUGCAGAAAUGCAAAAUCGAAUGUCUGAUUCUGCAGCAGAAAAUCUCCCAACGAAAACAAAUCAACGAGCAAAAACACGAGAUACAAAGGAAACUUUUUUAUUCGGAUAUGGUAUCAUUUGCAGCAGCCUGGUUGAGGAGAGACAGAAUUUUGAGGGAGUUUGAGGAAGUCAAACAGAAGGAAAAAGAAUGCAUGAUCAGGUUGUUGGAAAUAAAGGAGAGUUUCAAAAUGAAACAAAAGAUGGGUUAUUCGAGGAAAGAUAACAAGGUUCCUCGAAUUGAGUUUCCUAAAAAUAAUGUGAAGAAUGAUACUGCAGCGAUGCCUGGGAAGAACCAAAUAAAUGAUCUGAAAUUAUUUGAGAAAUCUCCGACCACCAAUCCAUUCUAUGAACUGACGAACCUUUUAGAGGAAAAAAAAUGUACCCUUCCAGAUACCGUCAAAACUGAUUCAAGAAAGACAUUAGCACCUAGUAAUUACCAACAAAAAACUGAGUUCAACAGCACUCACUCUAAAGUGAGAAUUUUGGAAAACAAAAUCAUAACUCCUCCUAGUGUACAAGCUAAGCCAAUCGAAACUCUCACCAAGGAAGAAAGAGGUAAAGCAAUCGAAGCGAAACUUCAAAAAGUCGUGCGAAACUUCAACAGAAAUUUAUCCAGACGGCACAGUCAACAUACUCUAAAAACUCUCAAGAGCGAUCUUCAAAACGGUAAAAUUACGGACCAGCCUCAAGAAGAGAAGCUCGUUCCGAUGGAAGGGGUAGAAAACUCGAACUCUCAGAAAGAAACUGGUGCUACUCAGGAUCUGGCGAAUUUGAAAAUCCUCAGUCAAGAUAUGAACGAAAAUGUUCUGAAUUUAAUUUCCCAAGAGUCGACGAAUAAUCCGGAAUCUACCUUGAAGAAGUUCAAAUAUAGUCCAGAGAGAAAACUUUCAUUACUGAACAAGCAAGACUCCACGCAAGAAGAAAAAACUGGUGGUAAUUUGUUUGGAAUGACUUCUCUGAGAAAGAGUCAGAAUGUGCCAAAAAGUCCGAUUAUUGACACAAAGAACAACCAAGAGUUUCUGCAGAGAACAACGAAUAAUUCAUUCAAAAAAUCUGAAGCUGCUACAUUCUUGAAAACUCCCCAUUUCACUAUGAAGUCAGGUGCAAAUCCGUUUCGUAGUCCCUUUGCUAGUGAAAAACAUAAACAAGAAUCAAACAACUUUUCAGGUAAACCAGGAACUAAUAAUCACCCGUUUAAAUCCAACUCAGCACCUCUGGAUGUUUUACAGAAUUUACGAAAUGAUGUUAACAAUGUAUUUAAGAAACCAACAGAUACAGGUGUCGUUUUUGCAAAUCAGGAGCAGGCUCAUGUGGAAACUAUGGCUACCAGAACAAAUAAUGCAUUACACAGCGAGGAGAAAUCUGUGAAACCGAGUGAAUUCAAUGAUGAAAAUGAUUUUUUUAAUAUGGGAGGUCAAUAUAACUUCGGAAACGUAACCCAAUUCUCCCAAAAUCUAAACGAAUCAGUCGACUAUGAGACGGUAUGGAGCCCCCCGGAAGCCGAUUUUGCCAAGAGUCCCCCCACUGAGAACGCGAUAUUUUCUUUCGGGAAGUCUAGUACUGGAUUUGAAAUCAAAUUCUGAAUAGAAUCAAACGCUGUUCUAAGUAUUGCAUUCGUAUUAACAAUUUUCAAGGAUGAAACUUAGAUUUUAAGAUUUAUGGAAAACACGAAAUGUAUUUUUUGUUGUUAAUUUGUUGUGAGAAAAAAGCAUUUGUUUAGUUUUACUCGUACACUCUGUAUUAUCAUGCCUGUUUGACAACGUCAGUUGUGCUGUCAUUUGAAAAAUUAAAUUUUGAAUUUUUGUGGAAA